This is a messenger RNA of Anopheles stephensi (Asian malaria mosquito), 1586 nucleotides long. RefSeq names its product fibrinogen-like protein A. The transcript has 2 exons. NCBI's taxonomy places the organism in Eukaryota, Metazoa, Arthropoda, Insecta, Diptera, Culicidae. The record is from RefSeq and is a predicted model, not a curated record. Bases 359 to 1447 code for a protein of 362 amino acids.
CCAGUGUACACACGAAACAUUCCACAGCGGCGUUUGGUGGUGCUCUGUAUAAACACCGCCGUCCCAGUGCUGCACCGCGUGAUGUACUCAAACACCCGGCCACACACACACACACAAACAUACACCGUCCAACGUUUGGAUCGAAGAUGUAAUCAGCAAAUCGGACGGUUUACUAUGCAGCCGUUCGGCCAAUCGUUACCAACCAGACAACACUGCGUCCUGUUUACGUGUAGAUUUCCGUAACCGAUUCCGAGCACCAAGUAAACGCUACCAUCAGCGCAAGUAUCGGGGCGAGCUAGUGCGCACUCCGUGGACUAUGUAUGCACGGUGAUUUUUGUGCAGUUACAGUAUCACCACAAUGGACGACAGUUCAAGAAAUCAUCGGAUGUUGCUACUGCUCCUGCUAGCGUCAAUGUUUGGCAGCAAUGUCGGUGGACAAAAUCCGCAACUGAUGGUGAUGUCAACCACCAGCCUCGUUGAUCGUCUCACGUCGCUCGAGAACAGAUUAACGCUGCGCGAUGAAGAGCUUUCCCGGAUGCUUCAGCAGAUGCUCACCAAUCAACAGGAGAUCUUGAAGCUGCUCAAACAAGAGCCUUGCACCACUGUGGACAGCGCUCAACCUACACCCUGCACCGAAUCCUUCCCGACCGAUGGCACUCAAAAUCCGCCCGGCACAAGACGCUGUGCGAGAUAUCCACCGGCAAACAGCUCGCCCGAACAGGGCUCGUCACCCAACGCUAAUAGUGCUCCGGCCAAAAUCGUCGGAUAUCCAGAACCGCACAACUCGGACCUCUAUCCUCGGAGCUGUCGUGAAAUUCCGGACGGCAUGUCGGGUGAGGAGACGAUCUACCCGAGCGCGGGACCGACGGGACCGGGCGAACCGCUCGAGGUGUACUGCGAUCAGGACUUUGAAGAUGGCGGAUGGAUCGUGAUACAGAAUCGCUUCGACGGGUUCGUCAACUUCAACCGUAGCUGGGAAAAGUAUCGGGAUGGGUUCGGUGACAUCGGCACCGAGUACUGGAUCGGGUUGGACGAGAUCCAUCGCCUCACGGUGGCCGUACCGCACGAGAUUGCGUUCGUUGCCGAAUCGUUCCAGGGCGAACGGCGCUGGGCCCGGUACAGUCUGUUUGAGAUCGGCGGCGAGACGGACCGGUACCGGUUGGACAAGCUUGGCGUGUACUCCGGCACGCUCGGGGACGAGUUCACCUACAACAAGGGUAUGGAGUUUUCGACCUUCGACCAGGACCAUGACAAGUUCGCGAACGUGAACUGUGCGAUGCGUACGGCGGCCGGCUGGUGGCACCGUAGCUGUACCCGCAUCAACCUGAACGGCAUGUACGGGAAUGAGUCGGGCGUACGGUUCACCUACUGGCUCGAUUGGCUGCAUCUGCAAGGGCUGAAGCGUACCCGCAUCAUGAUCCGGGAGAUAAAGAAGCGCCGCAAGUAGACGGUCCCUGUUCAACCGACCGGCCGGCGCACCUUCAUCAGCUAGCCAGCGGUAGAGGCCUUAUUUACUGGAUACAAGAAAUAAACUCAAGUGGCAGCCACCCGGGCUGGUGGGACCCAGCACCGCAAUCAAAUCCUUA